AUGUCGUCCAUGGGCAAGAUGAUCCGUCGAAAGAAGAAUGUCAAGAAGGGUAUUCAGUUCUGCCUGAUGGUCUGUGGUGCUUCAGGCACUGGCCGUACCACCUUUGUCAACACACUCUGCGGAAAGAGCGUUCUCGAUCAUAAGGAGUCCGACGAUGCUGGCAGCGCCCACGUUGAGGAUGGUGUCAAGAUCAAGCCCAUCACUGUCGAGCUCGAGCUUGACGAGGAGGGUACUCGCAUCUCCCUGACAAUUGUCGAUACCCCCGGCUUCGGUGACCAGAUUGACAACGAGGCUAGCUUCUCCGAGAUCGUUGGCUACCUCGAGAGACAAUAUGAUGAUAUUCUUGCCGAGGAGUCUCGUAUCAAGCGUAACCCCCGCUUCAGAGACAACCGAGUCCAUGCUAUGCUUUACUUUAUCACUCCCACUGGUCAUGGCCUCCGAGAACUCGACAUCGAGCUCAUGAAGCGCCUCGCUCCCCGUGUCAACGUUAUCCCUGUCAUUGGCCGCGCCGAUUCGCUCACCCCCGCCGAGCUCGCCGAGUCCAAGAAGCUGGUUAUGGAGGACAUCGAGCAUUACCGCAUUCCUGUCUACAACUUCCCCUACGACAUUGAGGAGGACGAUGAGGAUACCGUUGAGGAGAAUGCUGAGCUCCGUGGCCUUAUGCCUUUCGCCAUCGUUGGAUCUGAGGAGGUUGUUGAGAUUGGUGGCCGCAAGGUUCGCGCUCGUCACUACCCCUGGGGUGUUGUCGAGGUUGAUAACCCUCGUCACUCCGACUUCCUUGCCAUUCGAUCUGCCCUGCUUCACAGCCACUUGGCUGAUUUGAAGGAAAUCACCCACGACUUCUUGUACGAGAACUACCGUACCGAGAAGCUGUCUAAGAGCGUCGAGGGUGCUUCUGGAAAUGCUGAUAGCUCAAUGAACCCCGAGGAUCUUGCCUCCCAGUCAGUGCGCCUCAAGGAAGAGCAGCUCCGACGAGAGGAGGAGAAGCUCCGCGAGAUCGAACUCAAGGUACAGCGCGAGAUCAACGAAAAGCGACAAGAGCUGUUGGCCCGCGAGUCCCAGCUCCGAGAGAUCGAGGCCCGCAUGCAACGAGAGGCUGCUUCUCAGGCCACUGGCACACCCGAGCCCAAUGGCGAGGAGCCACUCAACUAG
Messenger RNA from Fusarium musae, 1152 nucleotides. RefSeq lists its product as uncharacterized. Gene Ontology annotation, cellular component: septin complex; cell division site; septin ring. Gene Ontology annotation, biological process: cytoskeleton-dependent cytokinesis. The record is from RefSeq and is a predicted model, not a curated record. Gene Ontology annotation, molecular function: GTP binding; GTPase activity; molecular adaptor activity. The transcript is spliced from 7 exons. Bases 1 to 1152 code for a protein of 383 amino acids. Lineage: Eukaryota; Fungi; Ascomycota; Sordariomycetes; Hypocreales; Nectriaceae.